This is a messenger RNA of Rotaria sp. Silwood2, 614 nucleotides long. NCBI's taxonomy places the organism in Eukaryota, Metazoa, Rotifera, Eurotatoria, Philodinida, Philodinidae. The record is from the annotation of a GenBank genome assembly.
UUGCCGGUUUACCAGAUACAUCAUCAACAACUUCAUCCACAUGUUCAUCAUCAAUAUCCUCCACAUCAGUUACAAAAUCUGUUUGUUUAGAUGCACGAGAUAUUUUAUUAAUGGAAGUAUUUGACAAACCACUUUCAGUAUCAGAAAAAAAUCAUGUUGAAAAAGAAUUAGAAAAUUAUUUAGCAUCCACAUUGGUAAUGGAAGGUGAUGAAAAAGACGACAUACUUUCAUUUUGGAAACAACAUAACCAAUCAUUUCCAUUAAUUGCACCAAUUGCUCGUGAUAUAUUAGCUAUUCCUGCUUCGAAUACGUCGGUUAAAAGACAAUUUUCUGCAUGUAAGAAUACUUUCACAGAUAAACGAACCAAGUUGGGUUCCGAAAAAUUGAACAAAUUAAUCUUUUUGAAAAAGAAUAUGAAUAUUUUAAAAGAACAAUUUUCUGUUGCAUUUACUGAAACAAGUGAUAGUUUAAAUACUAAACGAAAACGUGACACAAUUAUUUUAAAUGAUGAACCAAUGCAAAAGAAGAAGAAAGAAACUAAUGUCUUCGAUAAUCAAGAUGGAAAUGAAUGUUUUAUUGAUUCUGAAAGUGACCCAGAUAAAGAGAUUUUUUAA